Messenger RNA from Stegastes partitus (bicolor damselfish), 2734 nucleotides. RefSeq names its product aldehyde dehydrogenase 4 family, member A1 (gene aldh4a1). The record is from RefSeq and is a predicted model, not a curated record. Lineage: Eukaryota; Metazoa; Chordata; Actinopteri; Pomacentridae. Gene Ontology annotation, molecular function: L-glutamate gamma-semialdehyde dehydrogenase (NAD+) activity. The coding region runs from base 160 to 1941 and encodes 593 amino acids. The transcript is spliced from 14 exons.
CUGCUUUGAUGACCAUUUGAGCUGAAAAAGCUCAAAAGCUGAUUGAAAAUCAAAUAAUGAUUAAUAAUGAAACAGAAGCGGAGCAGAUGACGUGAAGUUCCAGCUUCCUGCUGUCGGCUCCUUGACCCAGUUUGCUCCAGGCCAGCUCUGUUGCUCGUUAUGGACCAACAGGUGGAAAAUAAACCACGAGCUGGUUUGACUCAGAGUUCCUGCUUUCAGACUGCUGUUUGUCCUUGUGGUGGUGGUUUGUGUCCAGCUCUGCCUCUCUGUGGUCAUCUUCUGUCUCAUGAACCCAGGCUGUGUGUCUGCAGGUUCCACACGUCGUCCUGUUCGGCCCUGGAGGUGAAGAACGAGCCCAUCCUCGGUUUCACAGAUGGAAGUCCAGAGAGAGCAGAGCUGCUGAAGGCAUUGAACAGCCUGAAGGGGGCGACAGAGGAGAUUCCCUGUGUGGUUGGAGACCAACAUGUUUGGACCAAAGACAUCAGAUAUCAGCUGUCGCCCUUCAAUCAUUCCCAUAAAGUGGCCAAGUUCUGCUACGCUGAUAAGGAGCUGAUCAAUAAAGCCAUCGAGGCGUCAGUGGCAGCGAGGAGAGAGUGGGACCUUAAACCUGUCCAGGACCGAGCUCAGGUUCUGUUCAAAGCAGCCGACGCCAUCAGUGGACCGAAGAGGGCCGAGGUCCUGGCCAAGACCAUGAUUGGACAGGGGAAGACGGUUGUCCAGGCGGAGAUCGACGCCGCCGCUGAGCUCAUCGACUUCUUCCGCUUCAACGCCAAACACGCGAUGGAGCUGCAGCAGCAGCAGCCGCUGGACGCCGCCGGCAGCAGCAACACCAUGCUGUACCGCGGCCUGGAGGGUUUCGUCGCAGCUGUGGCUCCGUUUAACUUCACUGCGAUCGGAGGAAACCUGGCAGGAACUCCGGCUGUGAUGGGGAACGUGGUUCUGUGGAAGCCCAGCGACACCGCCAUGUCUGCCAGCUACGCUGUCUACAGAGUCCUGAGGGAGUCCGGUCUGCCGCCCAACAUCAUCCAGUUCCUCCCGGCCGAUGGCCCAGUGUUCGGAGACACUGUCACCUCUUCGGAGCACCUGGCCGGCAUCAACUUCACCGGCAGCGUUCCGACGUUCAAGCGUCUGUGGAAGCAGGUCGCCCAGAAUCUGGACACCUACAGAACCUUCCCUCGACUGGCAGGAGAAUGCGGCGGGAAGAACUUCCACUUCGUCCACUCGUCAGCCGACGUCCAGAGCGUCGUCAUGGGAACCAUCCGGUCAGCCUUCGAGUUCGGGGGUCAGAAAUGUUCGGCCUGCUCCAGGAUGUACGUCCCCGAAACUCUGUGGCCUCAAAUCAGACAGAAGAUGGUGGACGUCCUCAAAAGCGCCAGAGUGGGAGACCCGGUCCAGGACUUCAGCACCUUCUUCUCUGCUGUGAUCGAUGAUAAGUCCUUUGCUCGGAUCAAGAAGUGGCUGGACCACGCCAAGGCGUCGCCGAGCCUGAGCGUGGUGGCCGGGGGCAACUGUGACGACACCGCCGGCUACUACGUGGAGCCCACCAUCGUGGAGACCACAGACCCGCAGGACGCCAUCAUGAAUGAGGAAAUCUUCGGGCCGGUGCUUACAGUUUACGUUUAUCCAGACAACGAGUACCAGAAGGUUCUGCAGCUGAUCGACAGCACGUCUCCGUACGCUCUGACCGGAGCCGUGUUCGCCAAGGACCAGAAGGUGAUCAGCGACGCAGCCAGAGCUCUGAGAAAUGCUGCAGGAAACUACUACGUCAACGAUAAAUCCACCGGCUCCGUCGUGGCCCAGCAGCCGUUCGGUGGCGCCAGAGCUUCAGGCACCAAUGACAAACCUGGAGGUCCACACUACGUCCUGAGGUGGACGUCUCCUCAGGUGGUGAAGGAGACCCACGUCCCCCUGACAGAGUGGAAGUACCCCUACAUGGGCUGAGGAGCUCCACAUCCUUCUGUCCAGCCAUCCGUCCCUCUGCUGACCAGCUCCUGUCCUCCAGCCCCCAGACUUCUGUCCCUCUGUGACUCUUUGCACUGAACUUGGAUGUCCUCCAUGAACAGCUCUUCAAACUGUCUCACACUGGUUUAUAUCCAACAUGAAUGACACAUUAAACUCUUUUGUUGUUCAGAUAGAAAUAGUUUUAUCUUUAAUCUGAAAUAGAAGCUCCUGCAUCACUGACCUGAUUGCUGCUACAGCUCCUGGAUCAUUGUUUCGUCCUUCUCAGCACUCUCUGGUUUUUUUUUCUGUCUUCCUCGAUAACAAACUGAAUCUCUUUGUGUCUUUGAACAGAAGACAUUGUUUUAAAGCUCGAUUAGUGAAGUCCUGCAGACUGAUGAGUGAGUCAAUAAUUCAUCACGGAUCAGGAACUUGUUGUCUGACUGUUCAGGUAUCAGUGGAUCAGAUGAAACAUUAACGUCAGUAAAUGUUGGAGUAUAAAUGUGAUUUUAUUUGUUCUAAACUCAAUGAUUUAAAACUGAGCGCUGCUGAAGAGUUGGACUCCUGACGUUUGUCUGUGGUCAUGUUCACGCUGACUGACCUGCAGCCGCUGAAACGCUUCUGAUCAAACGUUCUCGUCCAACGUCUCGCAGAGUUCGCUGGCGGAAGUUUGUAGAUUUUUAUAUUUAAUCUUUCAGGUGAUUCUCUAUAUUUUCAGACCGUGCCUGCCUUAGGAACUCUGUAAAUGCAGAUGGUUAAUUUUUAAGAAAAAAAUAAAAAGUAAUUAAAAUCUAAA